CGCGCCGCGACGCACUUCCGGCUCCUUAAGGGAACGUGUCCCUGGGCGCCGCCGAGGCCGCCUCCGCCGGGCCGGAAGUGCGGACUGCGUUGGGGACUGGAGACGAUGGAGCAGGCCGAGGCGCACAACGGGAGCGGGGCCGGCGACGCCUCCUCGGCCGGGGCGGCCGGGGCUCGGCCUCCCACCACUCCGGAGGGCAUGGCGCUGGCCUACGGCAGCCUGGUGCUCAUGGCCCUGCUGCCCAUCUUCUUCGGGGCGCUGCGCUCCGUCUCCUGCGCGAAGGGGAAGGUGAGGCGGGGGAAGGGGCGAGGGGGGCGGCCAGGGCAGGACCCUCUCCCGCUCCGAGGCGGGAGGUCGCGGCCCGCGCCCGCCAGGGGCCGGCGGAACUCCACGAGACAUGAGGGGGGCUUGUGGAGCAGGAUGAGGGGGAGACGCAGCUCUCGGGGGGUAGAGGGUAUCUGCCUGGCAUGCAGAACGGGCCCCCGGCUCAGGGCACACCCAAAACGGUAUUUCCAGGUAGGGCUGCGAAGGAUCCCCCGCCUGCAGGUCCAUCCAGCAGCUGCCAGUCAGUGCAGGCAGUACUGGGCCAGGUGGACCUAAUGGCUUGACUUUUUCUUCUCUGGCGAUCACUCGUAAUUAUUAUUAUUAUUAUUAUUAUUAUUUAUACCCCAGCCACUCUGGGCGGCUUCCAACAAAAAUAAAAUGCAGUCAUCCAUCAAACAUUAAAAGCUUUGCUAAACAGGGCUGCCUUCAGAUGUCUUCUAAAAGUCUGGUAGUUGUUGUUAUCUUUGACAUCUGGUGGGAGUAAGAUCGUAGCCGAGUAAGAUUAUCUUCCAUAAACACGGUUUUAACAAUGAGUCCGUAAGUGACGGUGGAGGCCAAUUCUGGAUCCACACGUCCUUCCACAGUGGGGACAUUGGUUUCCAGGUGGCAGUUGAUCACGGUGAGGGUUUGCCAAGCGUGCCUUCCUCUUAGCACGUUUCUCCCUUGCGUCCUGAGUUUGAGUGUCUUCAAAGCCCACGACACCUUUGGUAAAGGGUUGACUUGGGUAAAUGGUUUACUAGCUUCCCAUAGAAUCAUAGGGCUGGAAGGGAUCCCAGAAGACCAUCCAGCCCAACCCCCUGCAGUGCAGGAAUGGCUGCUGAAGAACCCCUGCCAGGUGGACGUCCAACCUCUGCUUAAAUGCCUCAGGUGGAAGAGAGUCCACCCCCUUCAGAGGGAGCCCGCUUGGCUAUCAAAGCAGGUUCCAUGUUUCUUGUGAAGGAGGUUGGUGCCGUUGGCCGUGGUUAGCCAUGGUGGCUAAGUGGAGCCUUUGUGCACAGAGAGAGUCUAUCCCUGAAUAGCAGCACAUGGUAAGAGGGAGCAGAGGGACAUUACGUUCAUGGGGUUCUUGUGUUCUUGGACUCCGUGAAGGAGCGUCUCCACUCCCAUCGUUCUGCCUGGACACUGAGGUCCAGCACCGAGGGCCUUCUGGCGGUUCCCUCACUGUGAGUAGCCAAGUUACAGGGAACCAGGCAGAGGGCCUUCUCGGUAGUGGCACCCGCCCUCUGGAAUGCCCUCCCAUCAGAUGUCAAAGAGAAAAACAACUAUCUAGCAUUUAGAAGACAUCUGAAGGCAGCCCUGUUUAGGGAAGUUUUAAAUGACUGAUGUUUUAAUGUAUUUUUAAUCUUUUGUUGGAAGCCACCCAGAGUGGCUGGGGAAAACCAGCCAGAUGGGUGGGGUAUUAAUAAUAAUAAUAAUAAUAAUCCCUGACACCCCCUCCAGUCUUUCGGCUUGCAGCAGGCGUCUUUGCUUCCUCCCAGUACCUGAAUAGCCCAACUAUAGUUCUGUGAUUCUGUGUGCUGAUGCCUGUGUUAGAAAGCAGGGCCCUCUUUUCAUACAUGUAGUGUGGUGAUGGCGUGUUCUCCCCACAUGCUGCAAUUAGGUGCCCUGUCUAAUGUUUUUCUUUUUACUUCUGGCCAUGUGCAGAGCAUAGAAUCAUAGACUUGUUGAAUAGGAAGGGAACCUGAAGGCCAUCUAGUCCAACCCCCUGCAAUGCAGGAAUCUCAGCCAAAGCAUCCUGCCUCUUGCACCCUUCCCUUGCUGCCUCCUGAGUUUUGCAUUAGGCCAUUGGUCCCAUCUAGCUUUGCAUUGUCUACCUCAGCAGUUCUGUCUCCUUUCCUUGGUAUCUCCUGGGGCUGUGUGUGUUUGUGUGUGUGUGUGUGUGUGUGUGAAAAGCAUGCACUCCAGCAAGUGUUUCUUCCUUUCCAAGUUGAAAAAGGAUUCACUUUGCUACAUGCAGUAGCGCUGGCCUAUUUAGCACAGGACUUUUUGUUCCUUUGCUCUUGAGUGUGCACCUUGGGGAGAACUUGGGACGGAAGGAAGGAGGCCAACUGACGUGUUAGCAGGCAACAGGGCCAAAGUGGAGAGCAUGUCCCUCCUCCUUAGAUGCUUGAGUGCUUCCUUGGGCAGGCAGUUGGGGCUAGCUGUGUGCUGACGAGCUGCUUCUGUAGAGAAUUCAUGUUUUGCAUAUGCUACAUUCGCCCCUUUCUGUACGUUUCCCUUUAUGAAAUUGUGAAUGUUGUGUAGGCUGCAGAUAAGAAAGAAAAAUACAUAAUCUUGGAUUCGUGCACUGAGGCUGGCAGGAAUCAGUUUUUUUAAAAAAAAGAAAUACUUCACCUGAUACAUAAUUAACAUCUGUUGUUUUAGUGCUGGAAGCUGUGGGGAGGGCACUGGCAUAAAUAAAGUCAUGGAAUCGGUUGGUGGCUCCAGCCCAAGAUGGUCAGACCUGUUAAUUUCUUUAGGGGUGGUAUAAUUCAGCCUUGCAAACAUACUCACAGAAGUUAUGAGCCUGGAAACAAAAGGGGAACCUGUUCUCUUCCAACUUCCUUCAGUUUCCGUUUCUGAAUUUUGGAAGGGAUGCCGACUGUCCACAGACUAUUUCAGGUCUGCUAUAACAACAGGUUCCCCCAGCCACUCUGAGGAGCAGGUGGAUUGAGCCACCAUUGUCGUAUUAAAAAGUGCCAAAAUAAUUGCAGGCUGAUACCUCAACUGGCCAUGUAGCGCUCCAUUGAAAGGUACCGUAUUUUUUGCUGUAUAAGACGCACCCAGACCAUAAGACUCACCUAGUUUUUGGAGGAAAACAAGAAAAAAAAUAUUCUCAAUCUCAAAAGCCAGAACAGCAAGAGGGAUCACUGCGCAGUGAAAGCAGCAAUCCCUCUUGCUGUUCUGGCUUCUGGGAUAGCUGCGCAGCCUGCAUUCGCUCCAUAAGACGCACACACAUUUCCCCUUAGUUUUUAGGAGGGGAAAAGUGAGUCUUAUAGAGCAAAAAAUACGGUAUUUGUCACAAAAAUGUCUUCAGAACAAGAAGCUGAAAAACAAUGAAAAAGGUGUUUGUGUGAGUGUAUCAGAGCAAAUUUCCAUAUGACGCAUUCCAAUAGGGAAACUAAUUUGCCUCUGAGUGUGCCUGGCAACCCCAUUGCUCAAGUUUCCUGAGGGCUGUAAAAGCAGAUGUGGUUAAGUGGAUGCAAUAUCUGCCCUACAUUGCAGUUAUUCUGCUUCCAGUGGGAAAUAGGGAAGAGCACAUUGGUCACUGUCCAGGCUGAUGGGCUAUCUUGUAACACUAGAACUCGGGGACAUCCAGUGAAGCUAAAUCUCCAAAGAUUCAAGACAGGUACAGGAAUGUCCUCCUUCAUGCAAUGCAUAGGUAAACAAUGGAAAUAGCUCCCACAGGAGGCAAUGAUGGCUACCAAUUUAGAUGGCUUUUUAAAAAGGAUUGGACAAAUUCUUGGUGGAGGAGAGGGCUAUCAGAGGCUACCAGCCACGACGGCAAUGGUGCGCUUCUGAAUAUCAGUUGCUAGAAACCUCAGAAGGGGUGAGGGCUCUUGUGCUUGAAUCCUGCGUGCUAGUUUCCCAAAGGCAUCUAAGGGAAUAAUAGGAUUCUGGACUAGAUGGGCCAUUGGCCUGUUCCAGCAGGCUCUUCUUGUACAGUCAUACAUAGAAUCAUAGAAUCAUAGAAUUGGAAGAGACCACAAGGGCCAUCGAGUCCAACCCCCUGCCAAGCAGGAAACACCAUCAGAAAUACAGUGGUGCCCCGCAAGACGAAUGCCUCGCAAGACGGAAAACCCGCUAGACGAAAGGGUUUUCCGUUUUUGAGUUGCUUCGCAGGACGAAUUUCCCUAUGGGCUUGCUUCGCAAGACGAAAAUGUCUUGCGAGUCUUGAGAUUUUUUUUCCGCUCCCCCCCCCUUAUCUAAUCCGCUUAGCCUUUAAUAGCCUUUUAGCAGCUAAUCCGCUAAGCCUUUAAGCCUUUAAUAGCCGCUAAACCGCUAAUAGUGCUAAUCCGUUAAGCCGCUAAUAGGGUUGCUUCGCAAGACGAAAAAACCGCUAGACGAAGACUCUCGCGGAACGGAUUAAUUUCGUCUUGCGAGGCACCACUGUACCUCGGGUUAAAGUACGUUUCCGAGCACAAUUCAAAGUGUUGGUGCUGACCUUUAAAGCCCUAAACGGCCUCUGUCCAGUAUACCUGAAGGAGCGUCUAAACCCUCCUUGGUUCAGCCCGGACACUGAGGUCCAGCGCUAAGGGCCUUCUGGUGGUUCCCUCACUGCAAGAAGCCAAGUUACAGGGAACCAGGCAGAGGGCCUUCUCGGUAGUGGCACCCGCCUUGUGGAACGCCCUCCCACCAGAUGUCAAAGAGAAGAACAACUACCAGACUUUUAGAAGACAUCUGAAGGCAGCCCUGUUUAGAGAAGCUUUUAAUGUUUGAUGUAUUACGGUAUUUUAAUAUUUUGUUGGAAGCCGCCCAGAGUGGCUGGGAAAACCCAGCCAGAUGGGCGGGGUAUAAAUAAAUAAAUUAUUAUUAUUAUUAUUAUUAUUAUUAUUAAAGUAGCUUCAGGUUGAGCAUUUUCAGGUUGCGUUCCGCGGCGACCCAGAAGUAAUAGUACGGGUUACUUCCGGGUUUCGUCACUCGCGCAUGCGCAGAUGCUCAAAAUGACGUCAUGUGCAGAAGUGGUGAAUCACGAUGCGCAGACGCGGGUUGCGCUCUGCUCAGGAUGCAAACGGGGCUCCGGUACCACUGUAUUCUUAAUAUCUUUGCUUCUAGAGUUCUGAAUAAGGUAUCCUUUCCGGCCUAAGGGGCUAACAUUUGACCAACUUUUCCUCUAGAAUGCUUCGGAUAUGCCGGAGACCAUUACCAGCCGAGAUGCUGCCCGCUUUCCUAUCGUUGCCAGCUGCACCCUCUUAGGCCUCUAUCUCUUCUUCAAAGUAAGUAAAACCACUGGGGAUCUUAUUGCAGUCUUCUGCUGGCUGACAGCUAAUCCAAUAACUCUCCCUUUUGUGGGUGCAGAGGAAGCAGAAUCGCUCCUGGGGAGGGGAAAGUGGCAGAAACCUUCCUGUCCAAAGUGUUCACAAUACAGUGGUGCCUCGCAAGACGAAAUUAAUUCGUUCCGUGAAUUUUUUCGUCUAGCGAAUUUUUCGUCUUGCGAAGCACGAAAUCCCAUAGGAAUACAUUGAAAAUCAAUUAAUGCGUUCCUAUGGUCAAAAAAAGUCCAAACAAAUCCAAAUUUGGUACAACAAGAGUUUAUUAAGUGCUCUUUAAAGUCACACAUACUGUAAAGAGCAUUUCAAAAUUCAAACCCAGAAAUUUUUUAAAAAAACAGCAGAGUGGCCCAAUGGUCACAGAAAAUCAUAAAAAUGCAGAAAAAAACACACAAGCUUCCAGAUUCUUGCAAACCCCUCCCCAACUGUUCCCCCAGCCACCCAGCACACAGAAAUUCAAAUCCAGAAUUUUUUUUAAAAAACAGCAGAGUGCCCCAAUGGUCACAGAAAAUCAUAAAAAUGCAGAAAAAAACACACAAGUGGAUGCUGUCCGAUGCUAGUAGAAGAAGGUUUUUCAUUUCCUGGAUCUGCCAGCUCAAGGUUUCCAGCUUUUGAAAAGGCUGGGUAUGCCUCUUCCAUAAGAGGAGGGUCUACUUGUACAAACAGUGUAAUAUCCUGGGGGGACAAUUCCAGCUUUUAGCUAUUUUAUCCAGCCUUUCUAUUCAGGAUUUCCCAAAACUAUGUACUUGGUAAAGUGGAUGAAACACAAAAUCACAGAAUUAAAAGCAGUGUAAUAGAACGAUAAAGGCAGCACCAUUGAAAAAUCAACGGAGACAACAGGAUAAUGUUUUAAAAGAACUGAAAUAUCUAAAAGUGGCAGAUUAGACAAAAUUAAUAAGAAGCAGCAGCUUUAUUUAGCCGAAAUAAAUAAAAAAUCCAUCCAUUGUCUAAAGGCAAAGAUGGUGCCCGGUGCAUCCCUGCUUGGCAGUGUGUGUGUGUGUUAAUCCAGGCUCCACAACCACCAAGAUGGCUCCCUACCUCAUGCUCUGGCAUAGGCAAACUCUAGCCCUCCAGAUGUUUUGGGACUACACUUCCCAUCAUCCCUGCCCACUGGUCCUCUUAGCUAGGGAUGAUGGGAGUUGUAGUCCCAAAACAUCUGGAGGGCUGAGUUUGCCCAUGCCUGCUCAUGCUCAUCAGCUUCACCACCCACAGGAUGGGACAGAGCAGGGCCUCCAGUACUAGCUGGAAAGGCUAGAGAGUGGAGCUGAUCUGAUCUGCUGCAUUGCCUGUUUCCCUUCCCCCUCGCACAGUGGUAGAUCGUCUUCUUUACACGCAGCAGGUACCAAGUUGCAUUUUGAAAAGUUUAGGUGAAGUGGGAAGAUAGAUCCAUUUAGCUCCAGUAAAAGUCCAGAGUGGAUUGCAGCAUCAAAUGAGUUUUGCAGUGUGCGCCAGGCCUGAGGAGACUUCCCCAGUGCUGUUCUCCUGACUGGCAUCCAGAAUACCUCGGAGGCCUAGCAUGGUUCCCCGUGCCGGUCCAGAUUGCCUCCUCUGAUCUGGUUGCAUGCAGAGUGGGUGCUGAUCUACUUGUUUGGGACACUGGAAACCCCUGGGUGUGGAAGGUGUGCAGAAAUGGACAUGCUUCCAUUCCCACCAGAAGUCUGGAUUCUGGUUGGUGCUGAAUUCUUCCCCAUCCCCGAUCUCUGGUAGUAGGAAGGCUGAGCACCUCUGCUAGAGAUCCUGGAGAUGUCAUGGGUAAGAUGGAGCUGUAGAAGGCACCUUCAUGUGACCACUUGCCUAAGCCAUUUCAAGUGGAAAUGGGUGGUGGGAUAUAUAGUUUCAUUUCAUUCCAACUGUUUGCAUACCGCUUAAUCACCAGAAUAUCUAUCGGGUAUACAGUUGGAUUACAGGAAACAUACAGUGGAUAAAAGAAAUUGAAAUUGAUCCUGAAGUCAUAAAAUGCCUGCUGAAAUAGAAAGGUCAUUGUCAUAGACGUGAUGGAUUGGCCUUGGAAAUUGUUAACUUCCUGGAUUCCUGCUGCAUUUCUGCCAGACAAAGCCAGCCUUGGGCAACUGGCAAUCACAGCCUGUACCGGCAGGAAAGGAAAUGGAAUAAUUCUGACUGGCAAUUGGUAUUUCCAGGGUGACUGUUUGUUCAUCGCACAGGAUUUGUAUCUUAGAGAUACGCAGAUAAGCUGUGUUGGAGGUCAGGAGAAUGGAGGCCUUUGUGAGGAACAACUGCAAAAGUGGUCAAGGUGACCAAAGAACAGUUGGUUACUGGUUCUAACAUUAGAAAGCUUUCAUUGUAACUAUCACAGAGUUUUUCCAGUCAAGAACUUCUUCCCAACCAGCACGGAAAUAACCUUUAGAGGCAGCGCUAUUAGAAAAUUCAUGAAAAAGAACACACACACUUCUCCUAGGGGAGAAGAAAACCAUCUGAUCUGGGCAAUGAGACUGGGCAGAGAUGAUGCCCAGACCCCUGGUCUGGCAUAAGACAGCCUUCUCUAACCUGGUGCCCUCCAGAUGUUUCUGACUACAACUCCCAUCAGCCCCAGUCAGCGCAUACUGAUGGGAGUUGUAGUCCUAAACAUCUGGAGAGCUGCUCACAUCUGUCAGAAAUUAAAAGAAAGCAAAAUUACAGCCUUGUGGCUUAGAUGUGAAAGUUUAAAAGCAGUAAUUAUGCUUCCGGGUUGUUCUUCCUCUGUUUUGACACGUUGCAUAGUUAGAAAGCAGGCUGUUUAACCUGACUGGUUUUUCUUGUCUUCUAGAUAUUCUCUCAAGAAUACAUCAACCUGUUGCUCUCCAUGUAUUUCUUUGUCCUGGGGAUCCUUGCCCUUUCCCACACCAUCAGGUAAAAGAAGGAGAACAGAUGGCUUGAAUACUGUGUGUUGCGAUUCCAUUUAAAAGAAAAAGAAAUCUGAACCCUGCUGGUUGCAGCAAAACAGCCUAAACUUAGCUGGCAUUUUUAUUUAAAGCAAAAUUAGAGGGCCUGUGCUGGGGAUGCUGAGCAAUACGGCUUCAUCAAAUAGAGUUAUCCCUCACUCCUCUCAGCUCUUUCCUGCCAUUACAGGAGUCUUCCUUCUCUCCGCACGCCUCAAUAAAUUUCCCUUCAUUUCUCGCUCUAGAACAAACAAAGCCAGAGAUCUCUUCAGAAAUUGCUUUUGGGACAUUGGGGCCUUCCCAGUGGACACUGUUAGCUAAUAUUAUCCCAGAGUUGGCUGCUUCCAAAACUGCUCUUCCAUCCCUCAGCUAUAUAAUAAAUUUUCCUCUGUUUGAACCAACUAACAUUUCAGGAUGAGGAGGAGAAGGGAUGAGAUCAGAGGUUUGUUAGCAGAGCUGGAGGUUGGUAGCAUGUCUCUGACUCCGCAGCUCAGGGUUUUUCAGACUGAGGGCUGCAUUUCCACAUGCCAGCGGCGGGUGGGACCAAAAGCAAAUGUGGGUGGAACAAUGAAUGCAGAAGCCUAGUUUCUGCUGCCUUUCUGUCCUCCAUCCCGGCUGGCAAGGGGCAUUAUCAGAGUUAAAGGGUGCAUUCCAGGCAGGGAAAAGCCAUGCAAGCAAAACUAGGAAGUGCUUUUCAAGUGUCUCCUGGGAGUCCCCUUUUCAGGGUGUUCUACUUCCCUCUGACAUGGGAGACAGGAAAAUAACACACCUGGCCAAUGAAUGUCAGCAGUCUGCAGUGCCAUUCACUGGGUGAAGAGGCAAAUCAAAAUGUUUCCUUGGCAAAGGGAUCCGCUUAAAUCCUUGGCUUUGUAUUUUUGCUGAAACGGUCACUGUUCUGCAAAAACACCACACCCAAUAAGCAGGAUGGUGUUGGCAUCUAUAAUGGCAUGGCUCAGUCUUCCUAAAAUCCUUGCCAAAUUGUGCCUUGAAAAAGGAGUUCAUACCCACUCUUUGAACACUACUUUUAAUGAGCUGCUGGUGGUCAAUUCCAGGGUCUCUGCAUCUCAGUACAAAAAAAACACACACAAAAACCUUAGCUGCCUUUGGGGGCAAUAAGGCCCCCCUCAUACCUGCCCCCCCCCUUCCUACCUGGCCCCAUCAGGAUUCAAAUGAAAGAUGCACAGUGCAGCUGAAAUUGGCUGUUUCUUACCAAAUUCAAAAUGAAGCUCUCUGGGUCAGCUUAAUAUUGAGUCUCUCUUUUUAGCUGGUUCUUAGCGUGGGGCUGGUGAUGAUGCUGGGAACUCUUCAUACAGGUAGCAGCUCUUAAACAUGACCUCCUCCCGUAUUUUGUCGUCAUGAAUAAAGACAUCCCUGAGGGGGUCAUUUGACCUGUCCUUAAAGGCGAUGGCAGAGGGUGGUUUAGGCCUUGCAAAUAACCUCACACAGGUUAUUAGCCCACUUCGUUCAAGUAUAAAAUGUGUCCCUAAAGGGAAAAAGGAAACCAUGGUUUGCAAGACUUCCUUGCCUGGAGCCAGUUUUUGUGUGUGCCUCUUUACAAGCUUGGCUCAGUUUCUGCUGCAUGUGUGUGCAUUAGGCACUUGACUGGGGCGAGCACUCAUUGAAGACUUUUGAGCUAAACUUGAGGCCGACAGGAAUACUUAGUGGGUGACACCCCGCUGCCCUCCUCUCUUAAUAAUAAUAAUAAUAAUAAUUUAUUAUUUAUACCCCACCCAUCUGACUGGGCUUCCCCAGCCACUCUGGGCGGCUUCCAACAAAAUAUUAAAAUACAGUAAUUCUUGGUUCUUCAUGAGUCACCUUGUCCCUUCUCUGCUCUUGAUUUCAGCCCCGUGAUGAACAAAUUCUUCCCGGUCAAUUUUCCCAACAAGCAGUACCAGCUUCUCUUCACUCAGGGCUCUGGGGAAAGUAAAGAAGGUAAGUCCCUCUCUGCCAGCCAGCUCGAACUCCCGCCUGAAGCAUUUCCUGUGCAAAUCCUACAUUUCCCCUGGCUUGCCUGUUGCUUCCUGAUUUUCCCCAACUUGAAGGCCAUCAGUAGCCUUGCCUGCAGUUUUCUGCUUUGGCUAGUGGGCUCUCCCUGGAGUUUCUAAUUCUUUCAAUAUGGCCAAUAUACCGGGCAAGUGUCCUAGGCACCCUUGUCUUCCAGUCGUCACACCACUGUUGCUGUUUCUAUGCCCACACAGGCAGCAAACACCUGUGGAGUGAUGGGCUUUAAAUAAUAAAAAAAUCAGAACUAAGAUAAAACAACUACAUACAGUCAGAGAAUCAGCUGAAUAUCUAAAACCUCUCUUAAGUGGGUCUUUCUGCUUGCAGAGCUUAUGGCCCGUCCCCCAGCCCAUAGUUCAGUGGCAACAUGCAUUAUUUGCAAGAUCCAUCAUUUCCAUUCGCUGGAUUUUGGAGAGUGGGGCUGGAUAAGAUCUCUCUUUCUCUCUCUCUCUCUGCCUCUCUGCCUCUCUCUGUGCCUCUCUCUGCCUGCAAACCUUCAACAGUCUAGGUGGGUCAGCGGUCUAGCUUAAGUCAGCUUUGUGAGCUCAUAAUCUAGGUGCGAAAACAAGCGUCGCUUCUCUUAGCUCUUUGCCAGGGUGCCUGGGUGCUGCCUAUCCCUUACUCUUGCUUUGUAUUAAAAGAGGCUGAUAGAGGUGAAAACGACGUGGUGGCUUUUGUUGCAGAGAUUGUCAACUACGAGUUCGACACCAAGGACCUCGUGUGCCUGGCCAUGAGCAGCAUCGUUGGAGUCUGGUACCUGUUGAGAAAGGUACGUCCAGCACCUGGCAAAGCCUGGGCACCACUUUCCUGUUUGCCUAAAAUUCUGGGUGUGCCUGGGGGAGUUGGGAGGCAAGGGGGUGAGCUGCGCUGGUGCUGUUUUUAUUGUAAUUAUCUCUUUUGUUUUUAAUAGAUAGGGGAGAGGGAGAGAAGAGAUUUAACCCUAGCAGUGUUUAAUUGCUUUUAAUGAUGGUUCCCCCCCUCUGAUUUUACCUUUUUUAUUUUUAUCUGUAAGCCGCCUUGAGUGCCUGUCAGGGGAUAAGGCGGGGCAUAAAUAAAUUAAUAAUAAUAGUAAUUUUAGUAAUUACAGUGUUACCUUGGGUUGUAUACGCUUCAGGUUGCAGACUCCACUAACCCAGAAAUAUUACCUCGGGUUAAGAACUUUGCUUCAGGAAGAGAACAAAAAUCGUGCUCCGGCGGCGCGGCAGCAGCGGGAGGCCCCAUUAGCUAAAGUGGUGCUUCAGGUUAAGAACAGUUUCAGGUUAAGAACAGACCUCCGGAACGAAUUAAGUUCUUAACCCGAGGUACCACUGCAGUAUAGAAAUAUAUAUAAUAUUUAUAUUUAUAAUAUACAGUCAUACCAAAGUUGCUUCAGGUUGGGCGUUUUCGGGUUGCUCUCUGCAGUGACCCGGAUGUAACAGAACGCGUUACUUCCGGGUUUUGCCACAUGCGCAGAUGCUCAAAAUAACAUCACACGCAUGCGGAGAAGCAUGCUUCAGGAUGCGAACGGGGCUCUGGAACGGAUCCCGUUCGCAUCCAGAGGUACCACUGUAUAUAUAAAUUUAAUAAUAUUAAUAAUAAUAAUAAUAAUAAUAAUAAUAAUAAUAUCCUGGGUUUUGACCUUCCUUGCUCUUUUCCCAGCACUGGAUUGCCAACAACCUCUUUGGCCUGGCCUUCUCUCUCAACGGGGUGGAGCUGCUGCAUUUGAACAAUGUCAGCACCGGCUGCAUCCUCCUUGGGGGUCUCUUCGUCUACGAUGUCUUCUGGGUAAGCAAGUGCUGGUUUCUCAGGGUUUCUCUAAAUACUUUAUUUCUACUUACUGCAUUUAUAGCCCACUUUUCCUGCAAGGAGCUUGAGGUGUGGGGUUCAUAGUUUUCCUCCCCGCUGUUUUAUCUCCAAAACAACCCUUUGAGGUAGGAUAGGCUGGGAGGCGGUGACUGGACCCCGGGGUCACCCGCUGGGCUUCAGGGCCGAGUGGGGAUUGGAACCCUGGUCCCUGUCAAACCAUUACACUGCGCUGGCUCCUCCUUGGGGAUCUAUGGCAGAGCGAGUUCAUGCCACCGUGUGGCUUCUUACAUUCUUGUGUUACCAGUCUGUCUUAUUUAUUUAUCGCAUUCAUAUUCAGCCUUUUCCUCCAAGGAGCUCAAGGUGACACAUGUGGUUCUCCCCCUCCUUUAAUCCCUACAACAAUCUUGCGAGUUAGGCUAGGUCGAGAGGCGGUGACUGCUCCAGGGUCGCACCCGGUGAGCUUCAUGACCAAGUAGGGAUUCGAACCCUGGUCUCUGCCAAGCCUUCGUUGGACGCUCUAUAACGUUGCUGUGCACCAUAAAAUACUGUGUACAGCAGUAUGAAAAUACUGUCUUGAAAAUGUUAAAAUCAGUAAAGCAUAAUCAUUAAAGUAACCAGCUGCUCAACACUGAACAAUUUCCUAGGCCUUUCAGCAUGGAAAAGUCUUCAAGAGAUGCCUGAAAGUUAACAGAGAGGAUUCCUUAUGAAUCUUCUGACAGUUAUUCUCCUAAGGAAGGCCUGGUCUCCAUUGGGUGGCUGCCAUGGUGUGAAUGCUUAAGCUGCAGUCAUCAUCCUUCUCACCAUUCUUCUCUCUUCCCUAGGUCUUUGGCACCAACGUUAUGGUGACGGUUGCAAAGUCCUUUGAGGCACCCAUAAAAUGUGAGUACUUGGUUUUUGAAACCUUUGGUGGCAGGAGCGGUGGCUAACUGAGCGACGCUGCAGCUUGAGCAACAGAGAAAGCGUUUCUUGUAGAGCAGGGUAUGCAAAACCUCCAUCCCGAGGGGCUAAUUCAACCCAACAGAGGUCCUGAACUGGCCUGCGGUGCCAGUUCCCUCAAAACCACUCCUUGCUGCCCCAGCCCUGACCUCAGGUGAGAGGCAGGUAUAGGCUCACUGCUGUGGCUUUGGAGUAGGUUCACUUUGGUGUCAGGUGACUGCUGGGCAGCCCCGCCCCCCUGUCAAAUGUUUGGUGGUGGGAUCUGGUCCACCCCUUCCUCUGAGCAGUAUUAGCCCAGCAAGAAAAGAUAGAGCUCAUUCCUUCAGCUCUUGCUCUAGGGCCACUGGCUGCUUUGGGUGCUCACAAUCCCAUCCUACCCAACCUUAGGAAUAAUAAUAAUAAUAAUAAAUUUUAUUUAUACCCCGCCCUCCCUGGCCAGGAUCAGGCUCAUGGCGGCUAACAUCAAAGUAUGAUACCUUAAAAACAUAAACAAUUGAUUAAAAUAAAUACUAAAAUCAAAUUUGGAGCAGAAUAAAAUAAGACUGCAACCCACAGAUUAUAACUAUAGGGGAUGGGAGCAUUGAGUGCUCACCAGGCCCAACUGUUUGUGCUGAUCUUAUAUGAACUGGUUGGUGGAAAGGGUUAGGGAGGCCACUUACAUACUGGGUGCUAUAACAAAAAAAGAGGGGGUGGGUCAGACUGGGCCCCGACCAAAGGCCUGUCAGAACAGCUCCGUCCUGCAGGCCCUGUGGAAAGAUGCCAAAUCCCGCAGGGCCCUGGUCUCUUGCGACAGAGCGUUCCACCAGGCUGGGGCCAGUGCCGAAAAGGCCCUGGCUCUGGUCGAGGCCAGUCUAAUCUCCUUGAAGCUCGGGACCUCCUGCACUGGGAGAGACACCAGUGUGUCUUUAAUUUUUUUCAAUUUAAAUUAAUUUUUCAUUUUUUUUACCAACAACCAAAACACAGUCAAACCCCCCCAGGCGACUGAUACAUUGGGUAUACAUAAUCAAUAAUAACAUAUUCAAAUCAACCAUAUGUACAAUUCUAUAUACAUUAGCGCUCCUCCCUCCACAAGGUUUAUUUAACUUUUAACAUUUUAAUUGCCCCAAAUUGUUCAUACCUGCCUAAAUAAUUCAAUAUCUUCUCAAACCAACCCUCCUCCUCCUCCUCCUCACUGACCUUAAACCCUUUCAUUUUGUGAAUCUUCACAGUUAGAUAUUCUAAGUUAUAAUAGUUCUCAGUUUUUCUUCAGAUCAUAUAAAUCUUUCGCCUUUUUACCGGUGUGUGUUUAAAGCAAACCUGCUGUAGUCUUUGAAUGACAAACUUGGACUCUCUCUCUGUCUCCUGCCAUGGACUGAACUUGCUUCUCCCCUCUUUCCUCUCUCCCAGUGGUUUUCCCCCAAGAUCUUCUAGAGAAAGGCUUGGAGGCCGACAACUUUGCCAUGCUAGGCCUGGGGGACAUUGUCAUCCCAGGUAAGGGGGUCGGGGAGUGUGUGACUAUGCGGCGGUUCAGUACAAUGGAACAGCCCCUCUGGCUCUCACUUGCUGCUCUUGGUUAUCGGCUGGAAAGAAGGAGGCAGCUUCUGCACUCCUGGAGAAAGGGAAGGAGGCUUAGCGGAGAAAUAGGAGUGGAGCUAGAAAGUUAAUUGGUCGUCCCACAUUCCAUAGCGCAUGGGUGGGGAACUCUUUUUGGCCCAGGGCAGGGUGGGGGGCAGGCCAUAGGCCAGUUCCCUGGAGGUGGGAGGGGAUAAUCCACCUGCCAAUCACCUGGCCCUGUUUUGACACCAGAUUGGCAAGUGAGUUAUCCUGUCGAAAGUUUUCAUUCCAGCCUCUGCUAAAACACAGCCUUUUCCCCAGUUGCCAGAAACUACAAGAGGGGAGACGGGACGCGGGUGGCGCUGUGGGUUAAACCACAGAGCCUAGGGCUUGCCGAUCAGAAGGUCAGCGGUUCAAAUCCCUAUGAUGGGGUGAGCUCCUAUUGCUCAGUCCCUGCUCCUGCCAACCUAGCAGUUCAAAAGCUCCUCAAAGUGCAAGUAGAUAAAUAGGUACCACUCUGGCGGGAAGGUAAACGGCGUUUCCGUGCGCUGCUCUGGUUCGCCAGAAGCGGCUUAGUCAUCCUGGCCACGUGACCCGGAAGCUGUAUGCCGGCUCCCUGGGCCAAUAAAGCGAGAUGAGCGCCGCAACCCCAGAGUCGGCCACGACUGGACCUAAUGGUCAGGGGUCCCUUUACCUUUACAAGAGGGGAGGGUGCUCUUGUGCUUGUAUUCUACUUGAGGGUUUCCCUGAAGGCAUCUGGUUGGCUGCAGUGUGGCAUAGGAUGUUGGAGUAGAUGAGCCAUGGACCUGAUCCAUUAGACCUCUUCCUAAGAGCUGUAUGACCUGUUGUCUAUCCCUGCCAGAGGUCACAGUGAGUCGCCUCGAUAUUGCUUUCAGCCACAAGGGGGUGCUGCGGCCUCAUGGACCAUAUUAGGAGCAGGGAGUCUUGAGAAGGGCAGCGUGGCUGAGUGGGUGGGUGCCUGGCACAGCCUCCUCCCUGUAGCCCUAACCACGACCCUUCCUCUCUCUCUCUCUUCUCCCAACCCGAACCAGGAAUCUUCAUUGCUUUGCUGCUGCGCUUUGACAUCAGGUAAGCCCCCUGCACCCCGCCCCCCCUUGAAUGUGGGAAAGACCACCUCUGGCAAUCCUGUAUUGCUGAGUGAUGCCCUUUUUGUGACAGUCUGCUCUUGGAAAACAUUCCAGUUGAGAGCAAGAGUGGCUGUUGUUGGAGGGUAAGGUGGGUUGGGGAACAAGGGCCCAGCAGGUUUUCUCUGGUCAUGCCUUUGUGGCCUGAUGGUAUCUCUCUGCUUCUUUGAGACAUUUUUCUCACCUGUUCAUGGCUUUGGGUGGGCUGUUAGGGAAGCUUUUCCUGCCCCGGAUCACCAUAACGCCCAUUUCUGCUUCCUUCCCUGACUCAGCCUCAAGAGGAACACGCACACGUACUUCUACACCAGUUUCGUGGCUUAUAUUUUUGGGCUGGGCCUCACCAUCUUCAUCAUGCACAUCUUCAAACACGCCCAGGUGAGCCGCCUUUACCUGCGUCAUAAGGCCACCUACCUGCUUGCAACGGCCGGUUGCCUCUUCUGGGAAAGCAGGAAGUUCUUUGAAUUGGAGAUGGAAAAGGGGAGGGGGCAGAUGAGAAAUGAGGAGUUUGGCACUGUUCCAGCAGCCCACUAGCAUCACGAUAGCUAGGUGUCCUGCUGGGACACACAGCUUCUCCCAUGUAAAAAGUGCAGACAUCACAGUUUCUAAGCAAACAGCCCCACACAGCAGCGAAGGCUUGCCUCUGGGCAUCUCACCAGUGACCCAGCUGGCCAGAAAGAGAGACGGCUGCCCCAGUCCUAGCUGGCUUGUUGGGUAUUCUUUUUAAGAGGGCUCCCGGCUUUAAGGGUUCAUGGAAGGUGACCCUCUUCUGGGUUUCAUUGCCUGAGGGGGGAAGGCAAAUGGCGAUCUCCCUUCAGCCAAAAACCCUCUACCAGCCAGGCCAGUAAUGACGGAGGUUGAUUCAAAUCUUGGUUCCCUCAAAGAGCACUGCAUUGGAAAGUUCCCUGGUGCUAGCUGAGAUCUGCUUCACAGAAACGUAGAAUUGCAGAUUUGGAAGGGACACCAAGGGUCAUCUAGUCCAAACCCCUGCAAUGCAGGAAUCUCAGCCAAAGCAUCCAGGACAGGUGGCCAUCCAACCUCUGCUUAAAGACCUCCAGUGAAGGAGAGCCCACCACCUUUUGAGGUAGUCCGUUCCCUUGUCAAACGGCUCCUACCAUCCAAAUUUUUUUCCUGAUGUUUAGUUGGAAGCUUCACCCAGAUCUGUUUUACAGAUAAGGCGAGUGUUUUGAGAAGAGCGGCUUCCCUGACCCCAGAGGCCAGUGAUCUCCCAUGGCCUGUUGCACUAGCGUGAGGCCUGAGCUCUAGCUUCCUAGGUCAGACCAACCUGGGGCCUCCGGGUGAGGCUGGACUCCCACCAACCCAGCCAGGACUGGUGGGAAUUGAUGUCCCAAGUACAGUGGUACCUCUGGUUGCAAACGGGAUCCGUUCAGGAGGCCCGUUCGCAACCUGAACAGAAUGCAACCUGCGGGUCGCAAUUCGCCACUUCUGCACAUGCGCAUGACAUCAUUUUGCGUGUCUGCGCAUGCGCGAGCGGCGAAACCUGGAAGUAACCUGUUCCGUUAAUUCCGGAUCGCUGCGGGACGCAACCCGAAAACGCGCAACCGGAAGCAAAUGUAACAUGAGGCAUGACUGUAUCUGGAGGAAGGGUUGCUUUAGGCCCAGCUCAGGAGUCUGCCUUUGACACUUAAACCACUUGGUGCCUUUGGCUUGGCAACUCUGACCCCACCCCUGCAAUCCCUGUGGUCAAUUUGUAAUUCUACCCUUGACCUUCCAACUUCCUUAGACUUGUCAGUGUGAAACGGUGAACGGACUUUUGGUGCAUCAAGCCUGGCCCUCCACACUAACGCUGUGCCCCUAUAGUUCCACUCCGUGCCCUAUUUUGGCCCAGCCCGUUUCUGUCUCCCGAACCUCGUUUCCAGCCCCCUCUCUCCCUUCUAACGCUUCCCACCCCCCUUGAUUUCCCCUCUCAGCCUGCCCUGCUCUACCUGGUCCCGGCCUGCAUCGGCUUCCCUCUCCUGGUGGCUCUGGUGAAGGGAGAAGUGGCAGAGAUGUUCAGGUAAGAGAUGCUUUGCGGCCACACGCCAGUUGCGAUUCUGCCCAGGCAGAUCCAGCCGGGUUGGGGGACUCUGCGGGGAAUGGGGCACAGCUGAGUCAGCUCCUGUUUCCUUCCGACAGCCUUCAGAGUGUGAAGUAGGCUUCUGAAAGGAGGUAAUAAUAAUAAUAAUAAUAAUUAAUAAUAAUAAUAAUAAUUUUUUUAUUUAUUUAUACCCCGCUCUCCCCAGCCGAGACUGGGCUCAGGGCAGCUAACAACCAAUAAUAAAAACAAGUUGAUUGAAAUACAACUUAAAAAACAAGAUUAAAAUACAACAUUAAAAGGUACAGGUGGGGAUGGGUCCAGCCAGCGUUUGGGUCGAGCCAGAAAGCUGAACGCCACCAGUGCCACACUGGAGACACUCUGUCCUCAUCCCAUCUGCUGGUUAUCAGCGUUUUCAUCUGCCAUGAGUCAGUGAAUUGGCCUUUGCCAGCCUUGUGCCCUCCGGGUCUUUUGGACUACAGUUCCCAUCAGCCAGCAUGACCAUUAAGAACACGAGAAGCACCCGCUGGGUCAUGGCCAGUGAGUGGCCCAUCUAGUCCAGCAUCCUCUUCUCACAGUGGCCAAACAGAUGCCCCAAAGGUGAAAUCCAAGGGGGGGUGGACCAAAAUAUCUGCGGCAGCAUAAGCAAACUCCUGUGCUCAGUUAAAGCAUUUUGAGAGUGGCAUGGAUGCCAGGAGUGGCCAAGGCACCUGUGGUUUGUGAUUCUUCUGGGCAGGAAGUGGGGGGCUUGUGGCUCUGCCUGCCUGGCCUGCAUGGCGCUGCUCCUUGUUCCCCAGCUCAGCAGAAUGGGAGGAGGAUAAAACCCCAAGGGGCAGGAAGCUGCAGCCUUGAGCUAAGAGGAGAGCUGACAGUAAUACCAAUCUAUUUCUCAUCUGGCAACCAAUGCGCCUCUUUGGUUCCAGAUAGUUCAUGACGAGUCUAAAAAGCCCUGGACACAAAUUUUCACGGCUCUCUAGCAGCUAUGGUGGCUUGUUUACCAGAAGUACCAUAUUUUUCGCUCCAUAGGACGCACCGGAUCAUAGGAGGGGGAGAACAGGGAAAUUUUUUUUCUUGUUCUCUCCCUCUAAAACAAGGUGCGUUCAAGGUACCUAAUUUUUUUUGGGGGGGGGGAAAUAAAGAAAAAGAAAUUCCCUCCCCAGGCACGGGGCAGGCGCGGGGGAAGCCCGAGCUUCCCCCGACCCCAGCCCCCAGAACAGCCUGCUAUCCGCAAGCCUAGGGAACCGAGCCGGUCUCCCCAGGCUUGUGGAGAGGUGCACGAAGCCCGGGUGCGCUCUUCAGUGAGCACCAGGCUUCGGAAUGCAGGCAGCUCUGCGCUACUCUCCGGAGCCCCGCGCGGCUUCGCGCUGGGAUCGGGAGGGUGGCGCGGAGCUGCAGGAAGCCCGGGAAAGCCUGCAUUCGCUCCAUAGGACGCACACACAUUUCCCCUUCAUUUUUGGAGGGGAAAAAGUGCAUCCUAUAGAGCGAAAAAUACGGUAAUGCAUUUAGCGUUAAAUCUGGAAGUGUUUACUCGAUUCUGACCAAACUAAGCCUCCUGGUUUCUAUUUUGCUCCUCCGCAGUGAAGCCGUUGUGCAGACACUGCCCGCGGGGUAGCAAAACUUGUCACUGACGGCCUGAGUGUUGGGGAGGUUACAACAGAGGGCCUUGUUAGAUCCAGCCUUGUUGAAAUACAGAGGAGUGCCUCUGAACAUGUGCAGAAAAUCCUCCCCCUUAAACUUCAGCUAGCUUUCAAACAUGCUGGGUUCAGGGUAAGACGACAAGCCAAGAAACAUUCUCUGAGUCAGGGCCACCUAGAAUCAGGGUCCCUCUGUGAUGGGCAGCCAGCCUCCCACAAAUAAAUAUUCAAAUCCCUGGGUCUGCUGCAAUUUAGGGGUAUUCCCCCCAAACAACAACUGGGGGAUGAGCAAGUGGGUCAGGCUCCCCAUUUCCAUAUCAGGUUCACAAAGGGGUCUGAGCGCCUCUGGGGUCCCUGCAUGGCUGGCAGCGAAAUCUGCGGAUGUGGAAAAGCAGCUGUGUGGUUCUGUGCCAGUCCUUGAGUUCUUCUCCCCACCCCACCUCCUUGGAAGCGCUGUGGGGUUUGAAGGGGGGUGGGAAGGAAGAGGAACUGGUGAUGAGAGUGAUGAGCGGAAGGGCCCCCACCCCAGGAAUCCCGGCAGGUGUCGUGUGGCCUCCCUCGGCCCUCUUCCAGGUGGCUUUGAUGAGCAGCCGGUUCCUGGGGGUGCCGACAGGUCUGAUGUGGCACAGCAGCUGGCCUCGCACCUCUCGGGGCACCCUGACCUUCACCCCGGGCAAGCUGUGAAGAGGGUACCUGCCCCCGCCAGUCCCCAGGGGGGCCUUUCUUCUGAUCAAGCCAUUCCUGGAGGAUUUCUUCUGUGCCGUUGUUGGGUUUUUUGCCUGUGUCGCUUUGAAUGAAAGGCUGGGGCAAGCGGGGAGGGUUUCAGUGGCAGGAAUUUGGGGUCCUGCCUGAUAUCUUGCCCUGCAGGGCCUCGAUGAACUGGUGGUGUUUAUACCUGGGAGAUCACCCACUAAGCCAUUUAUUUACUUUGUUUCAUAGAAUCUAUAUACCGCUUGAUUGUUAAAACACACACGCCGUCAAAGAGGUCUACCAAAAGGAAAAUCACCCAGAAGAAAAAUGAGCAACAAUAAGUUGCUCAAAGCGUUAGAACAGCAAUAGGCUGAAAACAGAUUAAAACUUGCAUCAACUGUCUGAACAAUUUACCGUAUUUUUUGCUACAUAAGAUGCACUUUUCCCCUCCUAAAAAGUAAGGGGAAAUGUGUAUGCGUCUUAUGGAGCGAAUGCAGGCCGCGCAGCUAUCGCUGAAGCCACGCAAAGCCUCUUGAGCGCAGCCAGAGUGCUCCUGCCUCUUCACUCAAGAGGCUUUGCGUUGCUUUCUUUGUUUUCCUCCUCUAAAAACUGGGUGCGUCUUAUAGAGCGAAAAAUACGGUGGCUCGGGCUGCUGGUCCCUGCCAGCUCUGCGUGUCCGAGGCACAAGGGACACUUCAGGGCUGGCCUUUGCCUUUCGCCAUCGGACAGAAAAACCCAAGCCAAAGUGUUUCUCAGAAGCGCAGGGCACAUUUGUACAUAGCGGGGCAGGUCUGCACAGAAUUGCUUUCAACCUGUUUUCCAGUGAAUUUUGAGCUUCCUUGAAGAGAGAAGUUUGGACGGGAUGAAAGUGUUUCUUAGAAACAGGGACCUGUGGUCACAAAGACCUGGACAGCAUCUCGUUGAGGGUUCAGAAUACCUUUGCUUCGUGGCUCGGCUGCUUUCAGAGCAAGGCUGCCACGUCCCGCCUUUGGUCCUGGGCUCCUUGCCCUCGCCACUCUGACCUUUUCUCACCUGGGCAGCCGUGGAGCAGUGCCAGCUGCAAGGUUUGGAGGGCCCUCAGGCAAGACACCCUCCCCUCAACCCGGCCUCCUUCCCUGCAUCUUCACCACUUGAGCCUGGCGCUCCUCAUCUUCCUCUUCCUCCUCGUCUCUCCCACUGCCUGGUUUGCUUCCCAGACAGGGAGCUCCUGAGCCAAGCAGGUUGCUGGCAUCUUCUCCUUCCUUCCUUCCGUUCCUCCUUUUGUUUGGGACAGGAGGGUUACAACAGUAGGGGCAGAAAGGGCUCGUCCACCUGGCAAGGUAGCCCAUCUAGGAGAAGGAAAACUCUGGUCCUCAACUUCUGCUGCAUUGUGGGACAUUUAGAGGGGGAAUAAAAGGUUAAGAAGCAAAGCCUACACAAGUGGAAUCCCUAAGGUGGCUGGGUGGCGCCUUGUCUGCUGUUGGGGUGCUUCCAAGGGAACGGGGGCAAUUUGCAAGCCCCCAGCUGGCUCCAGCCCCCUGGCUGGUAGCCGGGCGAUCUCCAGUCCUUGGCUCAGCAUGAAACAGCAAUCCACAGCUUCAGAAGCUGGAGCACAGCUCUAAUCAGCAGAGUAAAUAACACUGCUCAAACAGAAGUGGCAGGAGACGGCUGUGAGAACAUAUUUAUAGGCAGUUUAUUCACAAACAUGUAUUCUCCAAGAGCAAGCAGCAAAAGCAAUAGCUAUACACAAACGGGAAGGUCCCAGCAAGCUGUGCUGGAGUGUAAACAGGCAUGUGACAUAACAACAAUCCACACAUCUGUUUUAAGGUGGAACGGAAUAUCAGUAUCCUAACAUCCUCCCCCUUUCUGUGUAACCUGUAUCACCUGCAAUCCCUGCAGCCAAGCUGGGGCCAAAUGUCUCGUUCUGCUUUCCUUUGGGCCGUAUUAGCGAGGCUGAGAGGGGGGCCUUUUCAUCUGGGCAGCCCAGGACUUCCAUCCGCACUGCCCAGGCUUGCACCCUGGGGAUUUGCCAACACAGUGGUUUGACUUCACCCCUGGAGGUGCACUCCAUUGUCUGUCAGGACAGAUGGAUAGCAGCAACGGUGGUGGAAGAGUGGGGGGCUGGGGCUGUUCUGUUGGGUGGUUCUCCAUCUGUCGCCCGGCCAUGCUGGCCCUGGCAGUAGAGCCAGGUGAGGCGGGGGGAAAGCUGCGUCUCUGUGCCAUCUCCCUCUUUGCAGCCGCUCUCCCUGCCGUCCUUCCUAAGCCUUUCCCUUUCUCUCUCUCUCCUCCUCUCUGCCCUGUCUGUGUCUCUCUCCCUGCAGCUACGAAUCCUCCGCCGAAAUCUUGCCCCAUACCCCACGGCUCACCCAUUUCCCUAGCGUCUCCGGGUCUCCGUCCAGCCUCGCUGACUCCAUGCAGCAGACACUGUCCUGCUCCCACAGACGCCGGCAGCAAAACCCCAGCGCCAUGUAGCUCUCUCAGGCCUGCCUGUGUAGCCAGGUAGGGGGAGAUCCAAGAUUUAGACCCCAGGGACGGGGGGGGGGGGGCAGAGGAGGGAGGGAGGGUCUCGGUACCUUGAGUUGGCAGCUUCUGCAAAUGCAUGCCCAACAGGGACCCAUAGGUCCUUUCUCCCCACUUUCUGCACACCAAGAAGUACAUCCACAACCACCCCAUAAUGUACUGGUUGCACCUAGGUCCUUUGUCUCCUGGUGCUCUCCAGGGGGGCUGGACUACAACUCCCAGUCAGCACAGGCAUACAGUGCUAGGGCUUAUGGGGGGCAUGGCUGAGCUGGCAGGGGCUGAUGGGAAUUGUAGUCCAAAACAGCUGGCUGGUCCGCGGCUGGGGAAGAAGGGCCACGGGUUUAAUGCCUGGCAGACAGGGCUGCAGGAAACCCUUCUAGGUAUUAUUUGCAUUUUUAAAAAAGUUAUAUACCAUAGAUUCUGGCGUAUUGGGCGAAAGGGCGUAUAAGACGACCCCUCAAAUUGGCAGCUGCCAGUUAUAUGUGGCAGCUUCACUGGGCGGCUUCCUCCCAGCCUGGAGCCCGCCAACCCACUGCUGCUGCCCAGUGAACCCAUACCCGGCGUAUAAGAAGACCCCCGACUUUAAAGGAUUUUCCAGGGUUAAAAUGUCAUCUUAUAUGCCGGAAUCUACAGUAUAUGGAGAGCAGAUACACUGAAAUGGACUGGAGUUAUUAUGUCAGUGGAUCUGCUCUGAGUAGGACUAGCAUUGGCUAAAGCCCCAAGGCACCUCUGCAGUAGAACUGUUUCCGCCAGGAGGUGGCGUGGAAAUGCAGCUGGCCGAGGGCCAGAAUGGGAGUGGGGAGCUGGGGCAGGAGACGCCUCGGAAGGAAGGGCCUUAGCUCUGUGGCUGAGCACCUGCUUUUGAUGCAGAAGGUUGUAGGUUCGAGCCCCGAGGGCAUCUUGCAGGAGGCCUGCCUGGAACCCUGGAGAGCUGCUGCCGGCCAGAGUUGGCACUCAGGAGCAUGAAGGACCAGUGGUUCCUAUUGCCUGGCCAGUGGUCUGCAUCCUUCUCUCCCUUAGUUCCUGUGAGCCAAAUUUAGUAGAUGGGGAGGCUUGGCACCUGUAAACUUGUCUUCCUCCAGUGGCCUGGGAAAAGGUUGCGCUUAGGCUCCCAGUCCUAGAACCACAGAAUCGUGGAGCUGGGAUCCCCAAAGGUCAUCUAGUCCAACCCCCUGCAAUCCUCGAGACGGAAGGUGGUGGAAGUGAAGCCACUUCCACCCAUCUCGUCUCUGGUCCUCUUGCAACUGACUCUUUGCUCUGUCCUCUCUUCCCGGAGGUUGUUGCUGCAGCGGCAGCUUGCAUGCCUCCUACAGCGAACUGCCCCAGGCACAAGCCAGCGGGGAGUUUCUGCUGCUCCGGAGCUGCCUCACGCCCUUGCCCGGCCUCGUUGGCUCCAGCACAGGAAAAAUGGCGCCCUUGGCCGUUGGCACAGCCUGCUGUGGAGCUGGCACAGGGCUGCCUCCACGUGACUUGCCCUUGUCCCACUUGGUGCAGCAGAAUGAACACACCCAACCAGGCGCCGUUGAUGCGUUGAGGGGGUUCCUUGGGUUUGCUUCCCCACUCUUGCCCCCUGUUUCCUGUCCCCCACCCCCAUAACACAGAGCCAGGGAAGGCCGGGAGAAUAUCUUCUCUGCUUCAGGUACCCCAUCCGUUCCCGGCUGCCGUUGUUUGAAUAUCUGCUUUGUUCAUGGGCCUGAUUUGCAAAACCUUGCCAGGGCUGUGCCUUAGCUUAGAGGCCACGCUUCAAUUGCAGGGAAGGGCGCAGAGCUGAGACCUCUCAGAGAGCCCAAUGACCAAAGGCCUGGGGGGGGGGGAUAGAAGGGCAGGGCUUUCCCUUCUCUGCUUGAAAAAUAUGAUGUCACUGGGGAACUCUAAUCCAACACCUCCCGCCUCCCCGGAAAAAAGGUCUGAAUUCUGGGACAGUUCAAGCUCCUUAAGCUCCUUUUGCCUUUUCUUGCAAGGCAUUGGGGGGGGGGGGAGAGAGAUGAAGGUAUUGAAUAAUUGAGUUGUAAAAUUGGAAGGGAUCCCCAAAGGUCAUCUAGCCUAACCCCCUUGCAAUGCAGGCAUCACAAUUAAGUAGGUAAUAAUAAUAAUAAUAAUAAUAAUAAUAAUAAUAAUAAUAAUAUUUUAUUUAUAUCCCGCUCUCCCCAGCCGAAGCCAGGCUCAGGGCGGCUAACAACAGUAAAAGUAAUACAGCACUCUAAAAUCAACUCAGAAUCAAAUUAAUGGCAACCAUUGGGCUAGAGUUCUAUAAGGAUUACUGAAGGAGGGGGUCAGGCUGUGCCUUGGCCAAAGGCCUGGUGGAACAGCUCUGUCUUGCAGGCCCUGCGGAAAGAUGUCAAGUCCCGCAGGGCCCUGGUCUCUUGUGACAGAGCGUUCCACCUGAUUGGGGCCACGGCCGAAAAAACCCUGGCUCUGGUUGAGGCCAGCCUAACCUCCCUGUGGCCUGGGCCCUCCACGAUGUUUUUGUUUGAAGACCGUAAGGUCCUCCGUGGGACAUACCAGGAGAGGCGGUCCUGUAGGUACGAAGGUCCUAGGCCGUAUAGGGCUUUAAAGGUCAAUACCAGCACCUUAAACCUGAUCCUGUACUCCACCGGGAGCCAGUGCAGCUGGUAUAGCACCGGGUGAAUGUGAUCCCAUGGCAAGGAUCCUGUAAGGAGUCUCGCCGCAGCUUUCUGCACCCGCUGGAGUUUCUGGAUCAAGGGCAGCCCCACAUAGACCCAGUGGAGGUCCUCUCCUAGCACCCAGCUGCACUUCUCUGCACAAUCUGCCCACGUAUCUUCUAUACCUUUCUUCCGAGCUUUAAGGGCUAGAAACAUGGCUAAUUGUUUUGGUUUCAGAAAAGGAAGAGGCGUCUUUGUCUUUUGUGCUUGGGGACUUCCGCCACUUGCCCCAACUCUGUGUGCAGUUUUUGUCUCCCAGGGCAGGGCUGAGCUCCCGGCUGGAUCUUGUGCCUCUUGCCGAGAAGGCGGCCGCCUGACUUCACCCUCUCCCUCCCUCUUUCUCGUCUCUCCCCAGCUACGAGGAGAACUCUGCCCCCAAGGAGGUGCCCCCGGGAGAUGCCAAAGAAGGGAAGAAGGAGAAAUGACUGUGGGAUGCUCAGCCGGGCUGGGCUCCGUCUGCUGGCCGCCCGCCCUCCCCGCCUCCCCAUCGCAAGUGAAUUUCGUUUUUUAAAAGGCAACUGGAUCGUGUAACAGCCAUGUGUGUUUGUACGUGUGCAUCUGUCUGAAGACUGGCGGGGCAGGGGGUGGGUGGAAAGCAGGAGGAGGGGCCCCGUAUAUUAACCUCCUGCCUGCCUGCCUCCUUGCCUGCCUGCAGCUCCUCCUGUUCCCCCAGGGAGGAAGAGGACGGGGCAGGUGGGGGCAAGAAGGCAGCUUCACCCCUUCCGCCAACUGCCUUUUGACGCUCACUCCCCUGACCGCUGUUCAUUGUCUUGGUGGGAAGAAGGAAAUAUGGGAGGGUGGGGUGGGAGGGGAGAGAAAGGGAGACUAUGAGCUGAUUUUUAAAUUUUGUAUUGUGGAUUUGCUUCUUCUCAUAUUAAAAUGAAACAAAACAAAAAAAAAUUAUUGAAGGACC
Messenger RNA from Podarcis lilfordi (Lilford's wall lizard), 26001 nucleotides. Lineage: Eukaryota; Metazoa; Chordata; Lepidosauria; Squamata; Lacertidae. The record is from the annotation of a GenBank genome assembly.